This is a messenger RNA of Necator americanus (New World hookworm), 282 nucleotides long. RefSeq lists its product as uncharacterized. The transcript has 3 exons. The coding region runs from base 1 to 282 and encodes 93 amino acids. The record is from RefSeq and is a predicted model, not a curated record. Lineage: Eukaryota; Metazoa; Nematoda; Chromadorea; Rhabditida; Ancylostomatidae.
AUGAGGACAGUAAUCGAUUCGUCUGUGCUGCUUAUGCUGAGGUGUGGUCAACACGUCCAUCGGUAUUUUGUUCUACCAAUAAAUCGUUGCAAUCGACCACACUCGCAGUGGGCUGCCAGGGUCCGUGGCCGACACGUCCCAUCCGCCUCAAAGCGCCUCAUCCGUCUAGUCGACCCUCUCACUUCGACUAAGUACACUUCGGCAGGUAGCCCACAAGAGGUCGAACCAAGAGGACCGGGACCAGCACACUGGACGCCCCGGAGCCAAGGUAGGAAACGUUAG